Molecule: messenger RNA, 1614 nt
Organism: Paramecium tetraurelia
Lineage: Eukaryota; Ciliophora; Oligohymenophorea; Peniculida; Parameciidae
Exons: 4
Source: RefSeq, a predicted model, not a curated record
AUGCAAAAAGUGUAUUUUUAAAGCGGAUUGAGAAAAGAAAAGUUUGAAGCAGUGCUCCCAUCUUAAAGCAGCAAAUUAAAAGAUUUAAAAAAUAUCAUUAGUUAGAAACUCAGAAUAAAGCCUCAUUUAUUUUCCGUAGAAAUGAAUGAUAAAAAUUUUACGGAUGAGAAUGAAAUAAUCGAUACCAAAGAAUUAUAUUAAGUAAAUGUAAUGCCUUAAGUUAAAUUUUAUGAAUUUUCAGUCGCCAAUGCUGGAGGCAAAUUCUUUAUCAGCUUUUUAGAGGAAAAUGAUUUAUUAGAAGACUUAAUAGAAUAAGUCAAUUAUUUUCUAACUUAAGGUUUAAAAGAACAAUUUGACACUUAUGAUUUAUAUUUAAUUUCUAAUAAUUAAAGCGUUUUAAUAGAUUAUCAAAACAAAAAAAAAUCGGCUAUUGGAGAACUCUUUAAUGAACCAUAAAUCAACCUCCAAAUUAAAUUAAUUCAUGAAGUUUGGACAUUAAAAAUAAUCGAUAAUUUUUUAAAUAACAAAGAUAGAGAAAUUGAAAUUAACAGAAAUAAAACCUUAUUAGAUUUGAAGGAGGCAAUAUCGCCCAAUUUAAAGAAUUUUUCAUUUAUGAUUGAUGGGAAAUAACAACAAUAUUAUAGUUUUGAUGAAAGAUAAGUCAAGGAAUCAUGGUUCAAGUUCAAGAAUGAGAAAAAUGAUUCUAUUUCGCUCAUUAAUUUGAGCAAUUAAUAGCAAAAUUUUAUUAAUUCAUUUAGUUUUAUUCUUUAAUCUUUAUUUACUUUGUAUUUUUACUAAUUAAUAUCUAUUUUAUUAUUUUUAAUAUCCUCAAUAUUUAUUCCUGAUACUUGUGUUUAGGAUUCUAAAGUACAGUAAAGAUAAUUCCAAAAAAAUAAAUUACAGAUCCAGACAAUUUUAAGAGAUCAAUUUAACUCAUGCAAAAUUUAGAUCAUCGGAAUAAAGUCAAAUUGUUUGAAAGUUUCAAAGAUUCAGACAAUAUUUAUUUAGGAAGUAGAAAUAUAUAAUUAAUUAUUAUAAAGACUCUGUGCAGGAGGAAGCUUGUUUGAAAUGGUGACCAAGAAAGAUCAAUUUACAGAAAAAGAAGAUUAAAAAUAUUUUUAUAAAUCAUGCAAGCCAUUUAUUGCUGCUGCAACCAAGGGAUAUAUCAUCGAGAUAUUAAACCAGAACACUUGCUAUUCCUAGAUUAAACCCCCAAUUUCACAAUAAAAGUCAUAGGUUUUGAUGCUUGGUAUAUUUUAAAUAAUAAUCAAUAAAAAACAUUCGAUGGCAAGAAACAAAUAAAAUCAUAGGCAGAAACACCUCACUAUAUAGCUCCAGAAGUUUUAGAUGGAAUAUGAUGAACUCAGUGAUGUUUAGUCAGUUGGGGUGAUUUUGUACAUUUUAUUGGCUGGUACUCUUAAUUUCAACUUAACAAUUGAUUCAGAUAUCUUAAAUGUUGUUAAAUCUUGUAAAUAUAGAGUAGAUCUUCCUGAAUUCAAAGAAGUUUCAAAUGACUGCAAUGAUAUGAUAUAAAAAAGUCAAACCAAAUUUGAUCAAAGAUUAAAAGCCUAAUAAGCAUUAAAUCAUUGUUGGUUGAUUCCACUUGAAAUUUGA